AUGGAGGAAAUGCUCGACAUCUUAACCUCUGAGUCUUCUCCACAAGGAUUUCAGCAGCAGACGGCGUCGUCAAUAAUAAAUCGAGCAUGUGCAAACUGUGCCCGAGCAAAGUCAAAAUGCAUAUUCGAUCGACAAGAUAGACGGACGAAAUGCCAAAGAUGCAAUCGUUUAGAAAAAGAAUGCCAGCCUACCGCUGCUCGAGCGCGGCCGCCAGCAAAGAAGCGCAGAACAACUUCUUCUAGUGGCAAACCGCGUGUUGAAAAAAUUGAAGAGAAGCUCGACGGUCUGAUCUCUCUGCUGAAGACAAAUCGAGAAGGCACUGUCGAUUUGGUUGUUGGUGCUAGUAGUGGGCCCCUCGCAUCCAAAUCUGGUGUCUCAACGGUCGAACAUUACUCUAAACCAUUGCCCAGAGCAGGUUCUUACGGCAUUCUUGCAUUAGGAAACCAAUUACUUGAUGGCGCGCCACUAUUUACUCCUGCGCCAUCUCGUCCAGCCUCCGAGGAUUCUCAAAAUCUUCCCACAAGCGACGAAGUACCGAUUACCUUCACACUGACAAAGUCUUUCCGCCCUUCACUUCCUGCCGCUUUUCUCGAUUCCAAUCCGCUUAUUGCUGGAUUCAGCCAGUCAGAAUCCGAACGGCUUUUGGGUGUUUUUCGAAAGCAGAUGAAUCCUUGGUUUCCGUUCAUUUCAUUUUCCCAGGCAACUUAUACAUCGUUGCGAAGGGAGCGACCAUUUCUACUUAGCUCAAUACUAGCUCUUGCUUGCCAAAAGGCGCCUAUACAGCGCGAGCUGGGCAACGAACUGAUAAAACAACUUACGGAAAGAGUGUUCAUUCAUAAUGAAAGGGGCAUCGACUUACUUCUUUGUUAUAUCAAUUACACUGGAUGGUGCUGUUACAACUUUUUCAACCUUACUAGGCUCACUGGUCUCUUGGCUGCGAUCAAUGUCAUUCUACGCGAUCUCAUGCUUGAUAAGUCACAUCUGAAAGAGAAUGCAACGAGUUUUGAAUCUGCAAUGCGAGAAUCAUGUGGGCGAAAAUACACCUCAAUUCCUCCAAGGACCCUUGAGGAAAAGCGGAUUCUCCUGGGUUGUUUCUACAUCACUUCUGUCCUUGCUCUGCAGUUUCACCGAACGGAGUCUCUUUCACUCACGGAAUACCUUGACGAAUGCUGUGAAGAAGUCGGCGCAACCAAUAGCUUGAGCGACCGCUUUGCGUCAGCGAGUAUUCGUGUUCAAAUCUUUAAUGAGCGUGUAGCGCAAGCACCUUGGAACAGUAAAUCAAGCUUAGGAAUGUCAUACUCGAUGCCAAUAAUGCCUGUUGUGAAAACGUUGUUGGCCCAGCUAUUUGCAGUGAAGGAUAGUCUCUCACCCGAAAUUCUUGCACAUAUACCAAUAACACUGGCCUUCCAUGCUGCAGAAAUAUACUUGUACAGGGUUGGCUUCGCCAAAUCACCACUCGUGCCAGAAAGCAGUAUGCCAGGUCUUCAACGUAUGGAGCUACUUUGCGCAUGCCACGCAUCCAUUGUCGCUUUAUUCAACGCGUUCGUAACAGUACCCGAAGCAGAAUAUCACAGUUUGACGCUCCCAGUCUACAUGCAGUUGGCUCAAGGUUACUCCGCUUUGACUUUGCUGACAACAUUUGAGCAUAGCGAAUGGGAUAUGUCUUAUUUGCCAAACCCCAUGGAUAUAUGCGAUGUACUUGGUACAAUCGCUGACAGAUUUGAUUCUGCAUCAGCAAAGUUAGGUCUCGAACAAAGUCUCGACUGUGGAGAAAUCCACGUUUUCGUCGUCUAUGCGAAGAAGUUGCGAGGGGUUCGCGAAUUCUACCGUACGAAAAUCCUUACCAAAACCACGGCCGAUUCGAAAUUGAACCAGGCAACUCCUCCGAGCGAGAUUACAAAUGCUGAAGAGGUAUCGAUUGAAAAUCCCCUGGACUCUAUUGAUGAAGCAUGGUUCUAUGAUUGGAUGGCACCUUUGGAUUUUGACGGGAUGUUGUGA
Messenger RNA from Glarea lozoyensis ATCC 20868, 1998 nucleotides. RefSeq lists its product as uncharacterized. Lineage: Eukaryota; Fungi; Ascomycota; Leotiomycetes; Helotiales; Helotiaceae. Gene Ontology annotation, molecular function: zinc ion binding; transcription cis-regulatory region binding; DNA-binding transcription factor activity, RNA polymerase II-specific. Gene Ontology annotation, biological process: regulation of DNA-templated transcription. Gene Ontology annotation, cellular component: nucleus. The transcript has 5 exons. The record is from RefSeq and is a predicted model, not a curated record. Bases 1 to 1998 code for a protein of 665 amino acids.